AAAAAAUAUUUUGGAGAAUCUCAUUCUGCGUACGCAGGCAAAUUUCCGGCAGGCGCAACACUUCUGCAGGCACAGAACAACAGCCAGGAUGCUUUCGGCCAGGCGACACACUUCGGGAGUCUAUUACGUUUGAGGCAUCUCGUCGCACAAUGAGAAACCGGUCGGGCUCUCCAGCCCGCUCCGAGAAUGAGUUCGAUAUAGGCUCCGCCUUGGUUGGCAGCGAUGUCGAAUCCGACGGCCAACACUCGAAUCAAGGGGAUGGAGGGUUUCAAGGCCAUUUGGAUGUUAUGGCGGGGGAGUCUGGAUCUGAUGAUGAGGCUGUCAUCGCCGCACAGCAAGCGGCAGCGAAUCGCAAGGCCUCGAAUCUCAAGGGACGAACCGUGAAGAAGGGCGGUGGAUUUCAGGUCAUGGGUCUUAAUGCAAAUCUACUGAAGGCGAUCACAAGAAAAGGGUUCUCCGUACCUACCCCUAUCCAACGCAAGACGAUUCCUCUUCUUCUCAACGACAAGGACGUGGUGGGCAUGGCACGAACUGGUUCGGGCAAGACGGCUGCUUUUGUCAUACCAUUGAUCGAAAAACUGAAAGCGCAUAGCACCAAGGUGGGUGCCAGAGCCCUGAUCCUGUCGCCGUCGAGGGAACUGGCUUUGCAGACACUUUCGGUCGUCAAGGAGUUGGGACGUGGCUCAGAUCUAAGGUCAAUCCUGCUUGUUGGUGGUGACAGUCUUGAAGAACAAUUUUCCGCAAUGUCCAAUAACCCCGACAUAAUCAUUGCGACGCCAGGACGGUUCCUACAUUUGAAGGUCGAGAUGGGUUUGGAUCUCAUGAGCAUGAGAUACGUCGUGUUCGACGAGGCUGAUCGUUUGUUCGAGAUGGGUUUUGCUGCACAAUUGACAGAGAUUCUUCACGCCCUACCAGCCUCCCGUCAGACGCUGUUGUUCUCAGCCACACUACCCAAGUCUUUGGUCGAGUUUGCACGCGCCGGGUUGCAAGAUCCCGUCCUUGUCCGUCUCGAUGCAGAUAGCAAAAUAUCACCCGACCUCCAGAGUGCAUUCUUCACUCUCAAAUCUUCGGAAAAGGAAGGAGCUUUGCUGCACAUCCUUCAGGAUGUUAUCAAAGUCCCUACAAGAUCUCAACUUAUCACUACAUCCACUUUCACAGAGGGUUCAAAGCCAGGUAAGAAGAGAAAGAGACAGGAUGGAGAAGAAGACACUCGACCCAGCUCCAAUCCCUAUUCCACCAUCGUAUUCGCCGCAACCAAACAUCACGUCGAGUACCUGGCACAGCUCCUUCGGCUGGCUGGAUACGCCGUGUCAUAUGUCUAUGGUACCCUUGAUCAAACAGCCAGAAAGGAUGAGGUUAAUUCUUUCCGGAGUGGGAAGACAAACGUCCUCGUGGUGACUGACGUAGCUGCCCGAGGAAUCGAUAUUCCCGUCCUGGCUAACGUGAUCAACUAUGACUUCCCGUCGCAACCCAAAAUCUAUAUUCAUCGAGUCGGCCGGACAGCAAGAGCUGGACAGAAAGGCUGGAGUUACAGUUUGGUUCGCGAUGCCGAUGCGCCAUACUUACUCGAUCUGCAACUUUUCCUUGGCCGCAAAUUGUGCGUUGGCCGAGCGAGCAGCGAAGCUGUCAACUUUGCGCAAGAUGUGGUCGUGGGAAGUCUACACCGGGAAGAAUUACAAACAUCCUGCGAAUGGGUGACAACGUCAUUAGAUAGCGAUGUUGAUCUUUCGGCUCUCCGGUCGGUCGCCACGAAAGGCGAAAAGCUAUAUCAACGGACCCGAAAUUCCGCAUCGUCUGAAAGUGCGAAGAGGGCGAAAGCCCUGAUUCCCUCGGAGGGCUGGUCUGAGUUACAUCCCUUGUUCAAUGAACAAGAAGACGAUCUCGAAGUACAGAGAGAAAAGAUGCUCGCACGUGUCGGCGGCUUCCGACCACAAGAAUCUAUUUUCGAGAUUGGUGCCCGUCGCGGUGGCAGGAAGAACCAGGAAGAGGCAAUUGACGCCAUCCGAAAGAUUCGCUCUGGUCUGGAUAUUCGGAGACAAAAGUCCCUCGAAGCUGCACAGACCAAAUCGAGAGUCGACGAUGAAGACAUCAACGACAACGAGUCCGAACCAGAUGUCGACUUUGAUGAUAUGUCACAAGCAUCCUCUACGGAGCUCGAAGUUACCUUCUCUGAACCACAUUCCAAGAAACAAAAAGCAUCCAACUCAGUGGAGGACGGCAUGGCCAAUUCUUUCCGUGAUCCUGAGAAUUUCAUGUCCUACCAGCCGACUUCGACCGACCUCACCGAUGAUCGCGCGUACGGUGUUCACUCUGGAAGCAACACGAACUUCGCAGAAGCUGCGCGCUCCGCAACUAUGGAUCUUGCUCAGGACGAGGCGGGAAAGACCUUUGGCGAGGCUCGCAGCAUCAUGCGCUGGGACAAGCGGCACAAAAAGUACGUGCGACGAGAAAAUGAUGACGACGGCUCCAAAGGCAAGCGCUUAGUCAAGGGCGAAUCUGGCGCGAAAAUUGCGGCCAGUUUCAGAAGUGGUCGGUACGACCGGUGGAAGAAGGACAACCGUAUCAAGCGCGCACCGAGAAUUGGGGAGUUCGAGAAACAAAGUGUCGGUCCUGCGGCCGACGGCGGAGCGCGAUAUAGACAUAAGGCACAGAGAACACCAAAGGCCCCGGACAGGUACCGCGAGGAUUAUGAGAAGCAGGUGAAGAAGGUUGCAGGUGCUAAGGAACGGCAGGAAGCUGCGGGAAUGGGCACGAAAGGUCGAAAGGAGUUGAGGUCGGUCGAUCAUAUGGUCAAAGAGCGGCAGGCGAAGGAGAAGAAGAGGGAGAAAAAUGCCAGGCCAAGUCGGAAGAGGCAUUGAUGGCCAUCAUAGCUUUCAAUACCAUGAGAGGUGUCAGCCUUGAUGAGCACCAGCUGCCAGCAUUGCCAUUCUACUGGUCGACAAGCCUUCUUUCCAAAAACGCGAUCUGCGAUUCGUCCAUGUGUUUUCGCAAAAGGGUCGAAAUGCCCGCCACGAAGCAGGUUCACUCCGGGUCUCCGAGGUCCAGAGCGUCAGUGUUGCUAUCGGAAAUCAAGUAACGAGGAGGAAGUUUCGUCGA
Molecule: messenger RNA, 3096 nt
Organism: Exophiala viscosa
Lineage: Eukaryota; Fungi; Ascomycota; Eurotiomycetes; Chaetothyriales; Herpotrichiellaceae
Product: ATP-dependent RNA helicase dbp10
Exons: 1
Coding region: 150-2858 (902 amino acids)
Cellular component (GO): nucleus
Molecular function (GO): RNA binding; ATP binding; RNA helicase activity
Source: RefSeq, a predicted model, not a curated record